GGCGGAGCAGGGCAGCUGGGUAUACGGGAAGCAGCAGGCAGAAAUUACCAGCAGGCAGCCUGGGGGUUUGGGGCGCAGAAGCCCAGGGUUAGGAGCUGCAGGCAUGCUGCGUCCCAAGGCUUUGACUCAGGUGCUAAGCCAAGCCAACACUGGAGGCGUCCAGAGCACCCUGCUGCUGAAUAACGAGGGAUCCCUACUGGCCUACUCGGGUUACGGGGACACGGACGCCCGGGUUACCGCAGCCAUCGCGAGUAACAUCUGGGCCGCCUACGACCGGAAUGGGAACCAAGCAUUUAAUGAAGACAAUCUCAAAUUCAUUCUCAUGGACUGCAUGGAGGGCCGUGUAGCCAUCACCCGUGUGGCCAACCUUCUGCUGUGCAUGUAUGCCAAGGAGACGGUGGGCUUUGGAAUGCUCAAGGCCAAGGCCCAGGCCUUGGUGCAGUACCUGGAAGAGCCCCUCACCCAAGUAGCGGCAUCAUAAUGGGUGUUGUUGGAAGCUGGGGUCAGAAAAGAGAGAUGACCAGUUGGAGGGGCAGGGCCUCCUGGGAGAACCCUCCUGAACUGUGGGGGAAGGGUGGGCUUUUGUAUUGUCCAGAAUAAACGUUAACUCCUGA
This is a messenger RNA of Sciurus carolinensis (gray squirrel), 614 nucleotides long. RefSeq names its product late endosomal/lysosomal adaptor, MAPK and MTOR activator 2 (gene Lamtor2). Gene Ontology annotation, cellular component: Ragulator complex. Gene Ontology annotation, molecular function: guanyl-nucleotide exchange factor activity; molecular adaptor activity. The record is from RefSeq and is a predicted model, not a curated record. Gene Ontology annotation, biological process: positive regulation of TOR signaling; cellular response to amino acid stimulus. The coding region runs from base 104 to 481 and encodes 125 amino acids. Lineage: Eukaryota; Metazoa; Chordata; Mammalia; Rodentia; Sciuridae. The transcript is spliced from 4 exons.